This is a messenger RNA of Cryptotermes secundus, 6463 nucleotides long. RefSeq lists its product as uncharacterized. Gene Ontology annotation, cellular component: nucleus. Gene Ontology annotation, molecular function: DNA binding; nucleosome binding. The coding region runs from base 438 to 2153 and encodes 571 amino acids. The record is from RefSeq and is a predicted model, not a curated record. NCBI's taxonomy places the organism in Eukaryota, Metazoa, Arthropoda, Insecta, Blattodea, Kalotermitidae. The transcript has 10 exons.
AGUCGUAUUCCACAGAUUAUGCUCCUUGCAAUCUCACUUAAUUCUGUGCCUCCAUCAAACCGCCAUGUUAAUUGCAUGCCAUGCUCGCUGUGUAAGUGCGCAUGCGUGUGCAGAGUUACGGAUGUUACGGCGCCGUGCUCAUCCGUUGUUGUUCGUGGUAGAAGUCUCCAAGGGGAGACCGAGUAUCCGUUUGCAAGAAUCUGCCGGUAAUUUGUGCUGUGUCAUUGCAACGGCCCUCUAAGUGUUUCCGAUGCAGUGUUGUGCCAGUUUCUUUCACUUUGUCACCGGCUGCAACGUUCCCGUGGAAACAACAGCUUCCAUCUGAGGAAGACUUCGAACCAGGGACCACGGCAAGAGGAGCUCCGCCCAAACCGUAACGGUACCACCGAGGAGUUUGCUGGAGGUGCUGAGGAAAGGCACGGAGAAUCUCAGUCCGGAUGGUCAAUACGAGCCGAAAGCGAUACGCAGCCAGCCAGCUCGACAUGGUUGUCCAACGAGGCACAUCAACUUGGACUGUGGGUUCUGCUGGCACUCAGCAGCAGCAUCAACAAGCACAGCAGCAGUCACCGCAUUUUAUGAAACAUGGUCAAGAUUAUGAUACAAACUCUGUGAGAGCAUCUUCUGUUGUAGUAACAGACUCCUCUGCCUUGCGAUGCAAUGUUGUUGUACCAUCUUCAGCCCCGUUGGUGGAUUCUCAAACUCAAGUUGAAUGGAAGAAUACGUUCAACAUGCGGCAAGUCACCCUCUCGAACCUGGCUGUCAGUCAGCUUGGAUUACGUCCCUCCCACAGGCCGCAGAUCCCGGUAAACAGACUCCGGGGGAGCUGCAUCACGAGCACCGCAAAGUCGCUGGAUAUCCUCCGACAGAACAUCCAGUCUGCCAUCAACAAGGAGAUAGAUGCGAUCAUUAAGAAAUAUCUGGAGAAGUUCUUUCAGCCUGCAGUGGAUAACAUAAAGAGCAACUUGGGAGCCAGUAGCGUGUCUGAGGAGCACGUGAGAGAUGUAUGCCGUCAGAUCCUGGAGGAUGCAAAGCAGAUGUACUGCAGUAAUUCACAGUCCAGGGGCAGCUCACCUUUCAAUGAGCACAGUGAUUCUGAGACGGGCAGUAUCGGGGAGUAUCGGUUUGGCAGACCAAACACACGUAGUCCCUUGUUCCGGAAGAGGAAAGAAUCUGAUACUGAUUCGGAAGCCAGUCAGUCAGCACGCAAAAAACGAAGCAAACCUCGCCCUCCUGGAAAUUUUCCAUCAGGCCGAUCUACACCUUUAAAAAUAGGCAGAGGAGAAUCAAUUCGUCGAGAUGGGCCAAAGUGGGAUCCUGCUAGAAUUGGGAAAGAAACCGUUUUCGUUAUGGGUGCAAGGGCUAACAAGGUGCUGGGCUUUGGCCAAACACGAGGCCGUCUGUACAUCAAGCAUCCAGGGCUGUUUAAAUAUUCUGGAGACCAGGAAGACAAGGAGUGGCUGUCUAGACACAACCUGAUGCCUCCUACAGGUGGUAAAGCAUACCUUAUGGUCCUGGAAGAUAUCAGGGAACUUGCUGAAACUGAUGACUACAGGAACAAUCCGAAUCUGCUUCUUCAUGAGUUGAAAGGCUUUCACGCACCAGGAUUUAUGUUAAAGAAGAUCCGUGCCCAUGCAAGUUAUAUGCGCACAGACCAUCUUCUUGAAUUACAGAAACCAGGACAACAUGGUGAUCUGUGUGACGGGACAGAAACAGGUUUUGCUGUGAUGCAAAGUAGGCUGGGACUUGCUGUUGACUGCAUAUCGUCUGCCAUGACACCACCAGCUACUGUACUGGAUUCAGGUCCUCCAACGCCAUCAGAAACUGCUCUGGACCUACUGGAAUGCCCAACGACAAUGACCAUGUUAACUUCCCAGAAUUCUGAUGGGUCUCCAUACAUGAACUUACAAGAAGUUAGUCCUGAUGGGUCCCAUCACAACCUCCUGUCCCCCAGAAAUUCUGCUGCCAUCAUAACUUCACACGGCCUCGUUUCCACAUCACACCACAACCUGGUUACAGCAUACACCCAUGUAGACACUAUGGGACUGCAAGCAGUAGCCUCUGGCACGACAUCUAUGUCAGCAUCUCAUGCCACACUGUCAGCCCUGUUGGCCGGCCAGAUAGCGAGUGAUAAUUCACAGGAAGGGCUCGAGUAGCGGCACACAUGUAAAUUGUUAUGAAGUUGUGCUGUGCCUUGAGAAAGAUAGCAGAAGAGUUAAAUUUACCCUCUUCCAUACCCGAGGCUUAACUUUUGGACACUAAACAAUAAUUUGCAUAAUUCUUCAAUGUAUCAACUCUCAUAUCGCCAAGAUAAGCAAUUGGUGCCAAACUUAGGCAUAUGACCAUAUCGUGCCACACAAGAGCGUUUAUUUUUAAAAGGACCGCAUCUUUUAACUUAUUGCAUCAGCUGAAGAGAACAGUGAACUGUCUAGAAAUAUAAGAUAUUUUUGUUGUGGAGGAAAUAUGGAAUACCAUAGUCCAGAAACAGUUCAGUUGACCUGUUUUUCUAGAAGUGUUCAUGAUAAAGGUUGAUUUGUACAAAUUUUUAAAUACCAAAGUCCAGAUAUAAGUGUACAAAGUGCUACUUGAAAUUUGUCCUAUUAAAAGUGUUCAUGCCAUGUUGUUAUGUUUGAUUCCUUCUGAAAUCUCAUGUCAUCCAUAUGGUAUAGUUUCAGGUAGAAGCAAAACUUACAGGUUGGAAAACUAGAAGCAAGACACCGAUUUCAAGUUUUCAGAGUCAAAAGACUUGAUUUGGAACAUAUUGUACAGGAAUUGUGGCUGUAGUUCAGACAUUCCAAAACACAACUGUGGUGUUCAUGUCCAUCUUGAAAUGCUUUUAUUUUUUACCCAGAAAUGUUCAGUCUGGUUAGCUUUUACCAGCCACCAUUGCAUUGCAUUAUUGCACUGGCAUGUGCAUCCAGUCCAGCUGACCAAACAUCGAAUUUUCAAUACUAAUAUAAUUACUUUUAGGCUAAAAUAUGGCUGCCAGUCCAGUAGUUCUAGGAGACUUAAAAUCUUUCAUUCCUGGACAAUAAAGGUUAAUAUAUUUUUUUUUGGAUUCUAAAGGGUUUUGACAGUGGCAUAUAACCCUUGGGAUUACUGGGUUUUUGCAAUUUUCCCGUUGUUAAAAUAUAAACCAAAAUAAUUAAAACAAUGGAUCUGUUUCCAUCCUCAGGUGAGGGAGUGGGAGAUACCUACCAUGUUGGGUCCGUUAGCAAGAGCUAACAUCAGUUAAUGGACUGGUUGUGUUGUGUUUUUUUAGAAUUUGGAUGAUGAAUGAAGUCCAGAAACCCAGUAAUCCUGAAUAUUUUUCUUUGUUUAAAAUAUAUGUCAUGUGGAGAAGUUGACAUGAACAAUGUAAUCCACCAACAUAAUAUGUUUUGUGUAAAAUGAUUUUUGUGUAUAAUCAAACUUCCUGUAAAGUAGGUUCUCAAUGGUUCUGAUGGUGUACUCAUAUAACACUCAGAAUUACUGUGUUUUUUGACUUCAUCCAAUGUCUAAUAUUCUAAAAAAGUAAAAAAAAACAACAAUUCAAAAACUGGGUCUGUUUCUGUCCUGAUGGGAGGGAGGAGACGUCUACUUUGUUGGGUCUCUUAGAAAGAGCUUGUGCUGAGGUCCAGAAUACAUGGAGCCUAAAUUCUGUAGCAUGCAGAUUAGGAAGAAGGAAAGACUCACCUUUGCUUGUAGAUGUGUCACAUUGUGAUGCUUAUUCUUUUAGAAACCAAUCUUGCAUUGUGUGAAUUUUACAAGUGUAAUCUAAAAUUGUCUUCAAGCACACUGAAAGCUGGUGUAGUAUUCUAUGCAAUUUUAUUUUUAAGCCACAGGCAUCUCCCAUCGUAUCUGAUUCCAUGUGAAUCUUUUUUACUGCUUUUAUUUGAUUUUUAUAAUGAAGACUAAUAAGAUUAAAUUGUUUGUCUAGAACAAAAGAAUUAUGAUUUGUAAGUGGCCAAAGUGAAUGGUAUUAAAGUUAAUUCAAUUAUAUAUUUGUCGGUGGAAAGUAAAAUCGGUGUACUUAAAUGAAUAUCGUACGUGAGCAAAAUUUCUGAGUUACGUGACCACUCUUGGUGAUGCAGUUAUCAGUUAAACAGGGGCAUGCCGAUAUCUUAAAUGUGAAUGACAUUGUUAUUUAGCUGCUCUGCCUGGUGAGGUUUACAGAUUGAUAUUCAUGACUACCCACAUAUUUAAAAUAUUUAGUUGAUAUCUUGAGAAAUUUCUUCAGGUUCCAUCAUAGCAUAACCUCAAAUGAAAUCAAACCUGCUUGAUCAAGAGUGUAAACGUUUCACCUUGGUGCCACUAAUGUUAAUUGCAUAUUGCAGAAUUCGACAAUAACUUUUUUUUUAUGAAUUUGUCAAAUUUGGGUUUUGGCAGAUAUUGAAGGUAUACUGGAUAACACUUUACAUAAAUGUAUAAAGUCCAUUUUUUUUAUGUUUAAACUUUGUCGCCGAUGUGUAUAACAUUACUGUAGCAAUAUGUGUAUGUGGUCAAACUGAUCAAGCGUUGCAUUUUUUAAUACCAGAGUCAUUACCCUGAGUUAAACAUAUUGCCACCAUCCCCAUAGUACCAGGAGGUCUAAAUCCCCUAUUCCUGGGCUGUUAACUCUUACCCUAAAGUAAAAUCUUGCCACCAGUCCUGUUCUACCGGUGGAUUCAUUCUCGCAUUCAUGGACAACAAAGCUUAAAUAAUGUUUCUUGAUUUUAUGCCAAAACAUAAUUUUUAAUAUUGUGUAUUAGAAUUUGUUUUGUUAUUCAGUGUGCUAUGCCAUUUGUAAACAAAACACAGAUUUGAGCCAUAAUACCAAAGAUAAACUUCUCCAAAUUUCAUGUUAAUAUUAAAAAUUAUUAAAUUUAGUUAAAUCUUACCUAAAAAUUAAAGAAAAAAUAACAGAACCUAGUAAUCACCCACUCUAUGAAGUAUUGUUCUUAUGUACAAACUGAUUGUCACUCAUCUUGUCAAGAAAUUCCUGCCUUUUCUGGAACCCCAGUGUACAUUACUGUGUUCACAACAGCCCACCACUGGGCCCCAGUAUGAACAACUUUCUCCAGCUCAUGUCCUCACGUCCAGUACCCUUAAGAUCCAUUUUGGUACCCUUCCAUCUGUGCCUUGGUAACAUAAGUGGUCUCUUCCCCUUCACUUCUGCAGCUAAAAUAUUGCACUUAUUUCUCAUCUUCCCAUGCAUGCUACAUGUCAUGCCCAUAUCAUCGUGUAUUGUUUGAUCACCUUAAUGACAUUUAGGAUAGAGUACAAAUUAUGAUGGUAAUAUACAAUUCUUGUAUUUUAAUUUAAGGCUCUGAAUUAUCAGAAUGGAAGAUAAAAACUUCUGAAUGGAUGGUAGCAAGAAUUCUGUGAAUUCCAUGCCCUGGCUCUUUUGUGAAUGUAAUCUGCAUUUGUCACUAUUGCCCCACCCCUCACAUAUUUUAAAUGCAUCACAUUCCUUAUGGAUCUGUUACCCAUUUUUAUAUUAUGAUUUUGUUCCGCAUCUUGGUAGUAAGAAAUGAACAUAUGCUUCGAAGAGCAGAAUCUUCUGGGUUGCCAUGCAGUGUACAUCAGUAGAAACUGGGUGACAACCCUCCAGAAUUUCAGUGAUCUUCCACCAACCCAGAUCAUAAUCAUCAUAAGCACAACUGUGAGAACCUCAGAUCCAAUGUAUUCUUUGUUUUAUGGACCAGCCUCCUUACUAGGAACUGAUAAAAAUUCUCUGCCUUAUUUAUAAUUUUUAUGUUCUCACAGGGUGACAUGGAUGGGUCACGUAUUAUGCGUGGGGGAACUGAGAAAUUCUUACAAAAUUUGAGCCAGAAAACUUUAUUUCUCAGGUGACGUAAACAUACUUGGAGGAAUAGAUUCUAAAGGGUUCUGACAGUGGUACAUAAUGCUCAGAAUUACUGAGUUUUUGGACUUUGUCAUCAAGUAUUAUAAGAACGUAUUUUCUAGUUUUUAGAAUACUGGGUGAUGGACAGCUAAAAAAACUCAGUAAUUCUAAUACAUGGAGGAUAAUAUUGAAAUUGAUCUUACAGGAAUAGAUAUUAAAAAUGUUGAUGAUGCUACAGUCUUAGCAGUAGGCUGUUGUGAACACAGUGUGAGGACAGAAGGGAAUUAUGCGACUUGCUUAGCAGUGUUUAUCAUUUUAAUGAGGACUGUGCCCUGGAGUUAUGUAUGUUGCCCAACAUAUUAACUUCACUGGUAUCCACUAGAGGUUUAUGUGAUCCAUUUAAAGUUUUUAUGUGGCAAAAAGGUCUGUCACUAAAGAACUACUGCAAGUUGCAUUGUUAUCCCUGAUUAAACAGUCUAUUGAUAUAUAAAAAAUAGGUAAAUUCUAAGUGGUUCUGAUAAUGAUAUAUUACACUUCGGAUUCCUGUGUUCCUGGACACUGUGGCCUUGUAUUCCAAAUGGAGUACAACAUUUUGGAAAACUGGAUCUGUUUGUGGACUGCCUCUGUGGUCUAGUGGUCAGAAUUCCUGGCUACAGAUCC